AUGGCCCCCUGGCACCAGGACCAGUACCAGCUACGCGCCGCCGAUCAUGAGACAGGGUCGAAACUCUAUGAGGGAGAGGAUGAGAGGAUCCGAGCUCUGUUGCUAGACCCAGCACCACUGGUCCUGGGGAAGCAGUCUCUUGACCUGCGCGCCGCAGAUAGCACCAGUAAUAAAAAUUCCAUCCUUGUCCAUACAUCUCUCGCCUCUACGCGCACACAGUCCCCCACUUCCACCGUCGAAACAGUGAGCCUCGUUGACACCGGCAGCUCGGCCUAUGCCUUUGCAGACGACCAGAGCAUUGCUAUCAAGUAUGGAGCGCAAAAGAAGCGCCUAGUCCAACCGAAACCGCUCCGCCUCGCAGACGGAGUACCUUCCAGUUUCGUGACUCACUACUUCGUGUCACGGAUGACUAUUGGUAGUCACAGCGAGGUCGCGCUGUUUUACGUUACGACACUUUCCCCACGAACCCCCAUCAUUCUGGGCCUACCAUGGCUCCAAAAACAUAACCCAACCUUGGAUUUCGUGAACCUCGGUGUGGUCUUCACAUCGGAAUAUUGCUCGCACCACUGUAUCAACUGGACUACACCCCCCGAGGAACACUCCGCCCCCAUCGGCCGAUCCACGAUCCCGACAGUCAAAUAUCACCAACCCACAGUCGAAGACGCCGAAGACGACAAGCAUACACUCCUCCAAACCGACUUUCCGGAGUCACUAGCCACAAAACCUCGCCGCCGAGUCCACUGGGCCACGGACACAGAAAUCAUACCGAGCCCAGUGUAUGUGGAUACACCACCACAGCCAACACCGGCCCCGCCGCCCCAGCCGCCCCCACCGCAGCCUUUCGAGUUACGUGAAGGGCCUGUGCGACACCCGACCCACCGUUUGAUGCCGUUCGCCAGACCGGGCGCCCUGAAGACGGCUACCCCAUCGGCAGGCCCCGAGAGCAGAGCAAUGGAAACAUUCCCCCCAGCUCGUCCAACCUCACACCCCCUACCUGCGCGCCUCGUGCACGGCCACCGACUCUCACCCGCUCGUUAUAGCCGGCCGAGUCGUGUCAGCCAGCCAGACACGCAGCCAGUAGAGCGCCCCAAUACUGACGACAUCCGCUGCGUCCGCGGCCUGAAUUUCGCUCAGUUCUGCAAAGAGAAAGGCGUCCAGGUCAUGAGGAUCCAUAUGACUGAACUGAACAGAGUGUUUGAUCAAGAAGAGAACCAGCAAGCUUUCUCCGAGCUCCCCAUGAACGCAAUCGAGUUGCCACGACUCUCCGAGACAGCCUAUCGCCGUCUCGUCGAGGGAGACUACACACUGGACGAGGCGAGGAAAGUGAUGCCCGAAUAUUUUCACGAUUUUUUGAAACAGAACCUAGGCUCCGGCUCGGAACUCCUCCGCCGCAAGAUUGUCGACGAGGAUGUCCAAAAAUUUCUAAAGAGCAAGGCACCGGUCACCCGAGAGGAUGUUUUGAAACAGCUCCCAUCAGAGUUCCACCACCAUGUCGAACACUUUCUUACGAAGAACUCCGAAUCGCUCCCGCCCCACCGACCCUGGGACCACAAGAUUGAGAUCAUGCCUGGCAAGCAAGCCCCAUACUUCAAGAACCGGCCAUUUUCGCCAGCCGAGCUCCGUUGCGUCAAGAAAUGGAUUGAUGAGAUGCUCGACAAGGGUUUUAUUCGCGAGUCAACCUCCCCAGCAGCGGCGCCGCUCCUCCUGGCCGCCAAACCCGGCGGCGGCGUACGCAUUUGCCACGACUACCGAGGCCUCAAUGAGGUGACAAUCAAGAACAGGUACCCAUUACCACUGAUCCGCGAGACCCUAGACGCACUCUGUGGUGCCAAGUUCUACACGAAACUCGACGUUAUUGCUGCCUUCAACCGCAUCCGUGUGGCCGAAGGCCAUGAAUGGCUCACAGCUUUCAUCACCCGUUUCGGCCUUUUCGAAAUGCUCGUCACACCAUUCGGCCUCUGUAAUGCACCAGCUACGUUCCAGAACUACAUCAACCACGUGCUCCACGACGCCCUGGACAUCUACUGCACAGCUUACCUAGACGAUGUUCUCGUUUUCUCCAAGACUCGAGCCGAGCACACCCGCCAUGUCGAUGAAGUCAUCCGGCGCCUAGGCACUGCAGGCCUGCAGAUCGACAUCAACAAGUCGGAAUUCUACACGACAAAGACCAAAUACCUUGGCCUGAUCAUUUCGACAAACGGGAUGACGAUGGACCCUGACAAAGUUGAAGCAAUCCAAGUCUGGAGGGACCCAACCUCGGUGAAGGAGCUCCAACAGUUUCUAGGCUUCGCUAACUUUUACCGACGCUUCAUUGAGGGAUACUCUUCGGUAAUAGAGCCGAUGACUCGCCUUUUGAAGAAAAGCGUCGCCUGGGCCUGGGGCCCAGACCAAGCAGCAGCAUUCGUGAAGCUCAAGACAGCAUUUUCCACAGCACCAGUCCUCGCCUACUACGACUACACUAAGAAGACAGUGGUCGAGACGGACGCCUCAAACUGGGCAUCCGGCGGAGUCCUUUAUCAGAAAGACGAUGAACUGCAAGGAACCGAGGAGGCCUUCGAAAUCGUCACGGAUCACAAGAACCUCCAGACCUUUAUGACGACCAAGCAGUUGAACCAGCGUCAAGUCCGUUGGGCCGAGUUCUUGUCUCAAUUCAAUUUCGUCAUCACCUACCGCCCUGGAGCCAAGGCCACGAUCCCUGAUGCGCUUAGCAGACUCCCAGGCGUGAAACCCGCCGGCGCCGACGACGAGCGCUUGAAACACCGCGAACAAGUGAUGCUCCCGCCCGAGAAGGUCGACCCGUCUAUCCUGAGAGAACUACUCGGUUCAGCGCGCCGGGAAGGCGACGUGGAAUUCAUUGCCACCAUGGACCCCGAACCGGAACAGAAGUCAAUUGACGAGCUGAUUCGCCAGGGCUACACCGAAGACUCACUGGCGCAACAGAUGCUCGCCGCGCUGCGAGAGCGAGGCGAGCGCAACAAAGAUCGCACCACACGCCGCUGGCCCAAGGCAAUCCGAAAACUCCUCCGCUGCGACAAGUCCGAAUGCUCGAUUGUGGACGGCUUAAUCUAUUUUCGAAAUCGGCUGUUCGUCCCUGACGCGCCCGAGCUGCGACUUGAAGUAGUACAUCGCACCCACAGCAGCGGCCCAGCCGGUCACCCAGGCCGAGUCAAGACCUUGGAUUUGCUGAAUCGCACCUACUGGUGGCCUGGGAUCUCACAGUUUACCGCCACGUUUGUACGCGACUGCGCUCUCUGUUUCCGAACGAAAACGCCCCGCUCUGCGCCCCCCGGUUUCCUCAAGCCCUUAGAACUCCCAGCCCGGCCGUGGACGGAUAUUUCCAUAGACCACGUGGUUGACUUGCCCGAAUGCAAGCGCAACGGCAGGAGUUACCGCCACAUUUUCGCUGUAGUCGAUAGGCUCACAAAGAUGCGGCAUUUGGUUGCAGUCACUUCGCUCGACACAGACGAGCUGGUUGAAGUCUUCCUACAUCAUGUUUACCGCCUGCAUGGCGCCCCAGAGACUAUCAUUUCUGACCGCGGUUCAUCCUUCGUCUCCGAAUUCUGGCGCCGAUUCAGCCACCGCCUCAAUACCGCCCUUCGCCCAAGCUCAGCCUUCCACCCCGAGACGGACGGCCAGACGGAGAUCAUUAACGCAGCUAUGAACAAGUACCUCCGCGGUUAUGUCAGCUUUACUCAAGACGACUGGGUGGACUGGCUCCCUCUCGCCGAAUUCGCCGCCAACAACCAAGUCAAUGAGACUAUAGGAGUCUCGCCUUUUUUCGCGAAUUAUGGCUUCAACCCGCGCCUCGGCAUUGAACCCCUGGGGCCCGUGCCAUCUGCAGUCCCAGCCCACGCUAAGAAGGAAUUUCUCCGUGCGGAUGCCAUCGCUGGACGGUUCGAACGCAUCCUCACUCAACUUAAAGCUCUAGCCAAGAUGUCGCAGCAACGAUAUGAGGACAGUGCCAACAGGAAACGAGACGAGAGCGAGACGUUUAAGGUCAACGACAUGGUCAUGGUGAGCUUGGAGAAUAUGAAGACCAACAGGCCUAAAAAGAAGUGGGAUGACAACUGGGACGGACCGUUCCCUGUGCUGGCCGUCUACAAGGGCGCCGUUGUCAUCGACCUGCCCGACCACAUCCGCGUUAACAAGAGUUUCCACACCUCGAAAGUCCGCCUCUGGCAACCUGAAGAAAUCCCUGGCCAAGCCGAGCUCAACGCCGCGGAGCGCCGCAACAUCACUGGCCGUAUCGCUCAGCGAGAUGACGACGGAAACAUCGAGGACAGAUGGCAGUUCGAGCGCAUCCUAGACGUCCACGAUGAAGAUAUCCAGGAACAUGGUCUGACUUACCAGAUCAAGUGGAAAUACCAUGAUGAACCAACAUGGGAGCCCGAGGAAUGCCUGAAAGGCUGCGACCGCGCCCUCUUGGAGUUUCAUGAGCUGAACCCCGAUAAACCCGGCCCCCCCGGCCAUGGGUGGAGAAGCCCCCCCGCGCCAAAACGGCCACGACGGAGACUACGAAAAACAUAA
This is a messenger RNA of Chaetomium globosum CBS 148.51, 4527 nucleotides long. RefSeq lists its product as uncharacterized. Lineage: Eukaryota; Fungi; Ascomycota; Sordariomycetes; Sordariales; Chaetomiaceae. Gene Ontology annotation, biological process: DNA integration. The coding region runs from base 1 to 4527 and encodes 1508 amino acids. Gene Ontology annotation, molecular function: nucleic acid binding. The transcript has 3 exons. The record is from RefSeq and is a predicted model, not a curated record.